CCUGUACUGUGUCCGCAGUCUCUGGUCAUCUCCUGUACUGUGUCCGCAGUCUCUGGUCAUCUCCUGUACUGUGUCCGCAGUCUCUGGUCAUCUCCUGUACUGUGUCCGCAGUCUCUGGUCAUCUCCUGUACUGUGUCCGCAGUCUCUGGUCAUCUCCUGUACUGUGUCCGCAGUCUCUGGUCAUCUCCUGUACUGUGUCCGCAGUCUCUGGUCAUCUCCUGUACUGUGUCCGCAGUCUCUGGUCAUCUCCUGUACUGUGUCCGCAGUCUCUGGUCAUCUCCUGUACUGUGUCCGCAGUCUCUGGUCAUCUCCUGUACUGUGUCCGCAGUCUCUGGUCAUCUCCUGUACUGUGUCCGCAGUCUCUGGUCAUCCCCUGUACUUGUCCGCAGUCUCUGGUCAUCUCCUGUACAGUGUCCGCAGUCUCUGGUCAUCUCCUGUACAGUGUCCGCAGUCUCUGGUCAUCUCCUGUACUGUGUCCGCAGUCUCUGGUCAUCUCCUGUACUGUGUCCGCAGUCCCUGGCCAUCUCCUGUACUAUGUCCGCAGGCUGCUCCGGUCAUCUCCUGUACUGUGUCCGCAUUUGUUCA
Staurois parvus is the source of this 585-nucleotide messenger RNA. Lineage: Eukaryota; Metazoa; Chordata; Amphibia; Anura; Ranidae. The record is from the annotation of a GenBank genome assembly.